AUGGAUACAAACACAACAUUCACAAAAGAUGAUUAUGAUUUAAGUAUUAUUAAAGGAUUUCAAUUAGCAACAGCUAAUGGAUUUCUAUGUGCCGAUCCAGUCGAGGGUGUUGCGUUUGUUAUUGAAAGAUCGACAAUAAAUAAAAUUGUUAAUAAUGAAAAUAAUGAUGAACAACAAGAAACAUCAGGAAUUAAUAAUACUGAUUCUGCAACGAUCACAACAACAAUAAAUCCUGUUGAUGAAAUCGAAAGUUUAAUAGAAACAAUGGGUAUUACAACUGAAGAAUCUUCGACAUUAUAUAUUCAACAAAAACCUCGUCUUGUUAUAGAUAAAUCAAAAGUUGUUAUCAAACAUGAAUCAUUUUCUGAUCAAAUAAUAUCAACUAUACGUGAAGCUUGUCGAAUAGCUUAUUACAAUAGAGUCCCAUUCGUGGAAAUCGAUGAUCCAAAUAAUCCAAAAGUUGAUUUUAACCGUUCCAAGAUUCGUUAUACAACAAUCUUCACGAAUGCAUUAUCAACUUGUAGAGGAUUUCUUAUAACGGGAAAUAUAGGUGAACAACCAUUCGUUUACUUAGCUCAUCGGUCCAAAACUUAUGAACUCCCGUCAUUCACACCAUCAUCAACAUUAAUAGAACUAAUUGAAGAUUUAACAGAUGAUAUAGAAAUGAAAAUUUUUAAUAAUCCGCCACCAAAUACUAAAGAAAAAUUAACAAUUUACGAUUUAACAAGUCUAAAUUUAUUGGUUUGUGGCAGCGUGACGGCGGAAAUCGAUUUGAUUAGCGAUGCAUUUCAUCUUUUAAAGGAUAAAAAUACCAACAUCCAAAAUCUUCUGAAAGAUCAACCUCAAUGUUUAUAUUUCUGUCAACAAUUAAAAAAUUUGAUUAUCAUACCACCUGUCAUAUUUUUGGUUAGUGGCGCCAAUUCAGAUAAACAAAGUUCCGAUGAUCCACGAGGAAAUACAGGUGAAUCUCUAAAGAACGAACCAUCCAUCGACAGUAUUGAUAAAGCACAAGAAGAGCUCAAGAAUCCCAAGGACUUGGAAGAUUUCAAUGAUGCUUUAAACUAUGUUUUAUCAGUUAUUAAUCCACCACCAAUACCUCAACAUCAUGCAACU
Rotaria sp. Silwood2 is the source of this 1113-nucleotide messenger RNA. The record is from the annotation of a GenBank genome assembly. Lineage: Eukaryota; Metazoa; Rotifera; Eurotatoria; Philodinida; Philodinidae.